Molecule: messenger RNA, 1196 nt
Organism: Glycine soja
Lineage: Eukaryota; Viridiplantae; Streptophyta; Magnoliopsida; Fabales; Fabaceae
Product: peptidyl-prolyl cis-trans isomerase FKBP62
Exons: 7
Coding region: 729-1181 (150 amino acids)
Molecular function (GO): protein binding
Source: RefSeq, a predicted model, not a curated record
UUCAAAAGAAAGAAACCUAACAACACCCAUAACGUUCUCUCUAACCCAUCGUCCCUCGACCUCCGCACAACCCUAGCACCAAGGGGUUGUGCUUGUCAUCGUCUUCCAUACCCAUGUCAGAACCCGACACACAUGCGCCACCUCCUCCGUUCCUGCUCCAGCGCUCGUCGCUUCUACUGUCGGCGUCGUUGUGUUGUCGCUCCAACGAAAGUGGUGUUGCAUUUUUGUUUUUACGAAAACCCAAUCUGGCACCCAAAUUAAGCCUUCUGCUGCAAUGAGCAUUUUUUAGUUGAGUUCACUGACCCAUGGAGGAACCAAACCUGAGUUCACUGACCCAUGGAGGAACCAAACCUGUGUAUAUUCAACCCUGCAAUUUUGGAUUCUCUCACUAAUGAUGCGGUGCAAUAAAUCCUCGACGGCUACAAUGGCUUCUACAACGCCAUGCAAUCACUUCUCGUCGGUAACGAUGAUCUCUCCGUUGCUCCCGACUUUGUUUCUCUUGUUCACGUUGUCUGCAAACAUCGCCUCCGUUCCUUCGUUCAAGACCACUUUUUUCGACUCCUAGAGGAGACGUUUGAACGAAAUGGGGCAUCGAGAUUUUGGCGCCAUUUUGAUCCUUAUUCUCGUGUUGCAGGUUUGAACAAGAAUGAUGACCUUGAUGAUUCUCAGAACAAUUGGAGUUUCCAUUCCAAUGAAGGCUACCUUCUUUAUGACAUACAUAAUGGUUGAUGGAUGGGCUGGAAUUGCUGGAGAAGGAGUCCUGGGAUUUGAACACUGAAGAGAAACUUAAAGCUGCUGGUAAGAAGAAAGAAGAAGGAAAUGUGUUGUUUAAAGCUGGUAAGCAUGCAAGAGCUUCCAAAAGAUAUGAAAAGGUUGUGAAGUACAUAGAAUAUGAUUCCUUAUUCGGUGAGGAGGAGAAAAAGCAGGCCAAGACCUUGAAGGUUUCCUGCAAUCUUAACAAUGCUGCUUGCAAGUUGAAGUUAAAAGACUACAAGGAAGCAGAAAAAUUGUGUACCAAGGUGUUAGACAUCGAGAGUACAAGUGUUAAAGCCCUCUAUAGAAGGGCCCAAGCAUAUAUGCAGUUAACUGACUUGGAUUUGACUGAACUUGACAUUAAUAAAACUCUUGAAAUUGACCCUAACAACAGAGGAGAAGCUGUUAUUUGUUUUCAAGAAGCAUAAGAAGGCUAUAGGCUG